AGCUCGCACACAUUUAAAGAUGGCGGAGAGGUUUGUAGGGUAUAGACAGGACUACUGAAUGAUUGCAGGGGAUUUUUUAAAGCUGAAGUACUAUAUCAAUUGACAAUUAAGAUAUUGGAACUUUUCAUCAUGGAUAGCAGCAAGAAACCAGGGAAUGGAAAACAAAUGGUUUCAUUUGGUUCCACAAGCCAGGAUCCAUUGGAUAUCAUGUUAAGAUAUCUGGAUAAAGCUGAGCAGGAGGAAAGACAGAGUGCAAAAAAGGAGUCCAAAACAUCACCUCUUGUUGGGGAUCAUUAUGGUGGAAAAGUUUCUGUACCAGUAACAAAGGCUCAUAGACCCAUAACAAAUGCUGAACGUUUGCUACACCUUAAGAAGUCACCCAGGAAAGCUCAUGCAGAUAACCUGCAAAGUGCUGCUUUGCUGAAAACAAGAUUUGCAACAGCAAGUGGAGACCCUGCUGCUAAAAAGGAUCAUACUGCAAAGCUGUCCACAGUUCAAGUCCAAAAUAGAACAGUUGUAAGCCAAAGUAGUAGUAGCUUCUUAAAUCCCCAUGAUGCUGGAAGAUCUGAUUUAACAAGUUCACCUGCAAUGGAGACACCUUUGGUUGCAUCUGAAGGUGUGUCUCAGACGGACACAUCCACAGUGCUUGCAGGCCAAAGUGCUACCAAAAUUAUGUCAGUUGUCAGUGACAAUACAGCACACACAAGAGACAUUUGCACAAAUGAAGAACCAUUGCAACAUAAAGGUUUUUCUACCAAAAUAGAGGUGACAAGACAGAAACAAACAGAUAAUGUUAUCAUGCAAAAAGGAAGGAUUUGCCAAUUUCCUGUGUUAGUGAUCAAGGAGGCACAGCAGCUUUUGUAUCUCAACCAGCAAGACAUGGAGAAGUUGGAGAAGGUUCUCCUGCAGAACAUUUGACCAGAAGCAGUAUGCCAGGCACCACUGUGAAUGAGACCAAUCCUCGUUAUUCUGAGAAAAACAGUUCUGGGAAUGCCAAAGGAGCAGUUAAAAGCACCGCAGCCAUAGCAAGCGGAUCCCAGCAGAUCAAAUCUGGAAUAGGAAACGAUACACCCAACGAGGACUUCACACAACAGGAUGCCAGGCAAACAAGAUCUAGAGGUCAUAAAACCAGUUUUCAAAGUCAUAACAAAAUUGACAGCAGCAAAGAUAGAACAAUAGAAGCAAGGGUGACUAGAAGAGGGUCCCGUGAAAAUGUUCUAGAUAAAGUAUCUGUUGAAAACAGUGGAGAAUCUGGGAAAAAAGUUCAAACAGGGAUGAGCAAUGCUGAAAAAGACGCACCACUUCAAAAGCAAAUUCACAAGAAAACAUUCUCCAAAGAAGAAGUUGGUGAACAAGUAGAAGGGGCCCUGGGAAAAAACAAAAAGGCUCUUGAUGAAGACGCCCUUUUUAGCAUCUCAAAAGAGGAGGCCCAACAAUUAGAAGCCAAUUUUGAAGACAUAGUUCAAAGACUAAAAGAGACCUCUAAUUCAAGUUCUCAAAAAAUACCUCCUGCAGACAAAGGCAACACUAGUAGACCUAGACAGCAGUCGAAAGUAAGGGUUUACUCCAGCCCUAAGGAAGCUUUGAAGAUAUUGAGAGGACCAAGGGAACCCAUUGUGCAGUUGCCCAGUGUGGCAGACCUGUCAAAAAGUGAGACAUUUUUUAAUGUCAAACUUUUGACUGGCAGUCCCUCCAAGUCAGUUACAAGAAAGCCUAAUUCCCAGGUUACAACUGAGAACAAAGAUGGUUCACAGCAAGGAUCAAAGGUGAAAUCUGAUCCUAAAUUGGACUUUUCGGCAAAAGUGAGCAAGGUUUUUGCUUCAUACAAGCAGCUGGAGAACAUGACUAGAGAAGAUUCUGAAAAAAGAAAGGCUUCUUUAAGAACAAAUCCUGCCAAGCUAGCAGAAGUAGAGGUUGCCCAGAAAGAUGUUUCAACAAAAAUGGCUAACAAAAAACCUUCAAAUGCUGAACAGGAGAGUAAUAGAAACUCUUUGAAUAUAGAUUCAGCAGUAAAACUUUCACCAAAAAAGCAUCAAAAUCAACCACUUGCCAAAGUUGAUGGGGUAGCUGUAAAACAACCAGAUUUAAAACCUCAAACAUCACCAGUAAAUCUUGACUCACCUAUAAAACCUAUCUCAAAGCAGUCAGAUUCCUUGAAUUCUAAAGAUUUAAGAAUGAGCAUCUCCCCAGGACCUGUGGAACAUAUUAAAGGCAGUUCAACAAAUGAAAUAUCCCCAAAAGAAUCAGAACAGCAACCAAAUCAGGCAGACUUGACGCAGAAGCUACCCAUAGACAAUGCUGGUACAGCAAGUGGAUGUCAGUCAUCUGCAGAACAGUUGACCCCCUCAAGCUCACCCCAGGAAAUUCAAAGUGCCAUUACUUUCAACUCAGGUCCAUCAGGUCAGCAGCUGCUUUCAUCGUCAGAAAAUCAAGUAUCACUGGAAAAAUGUCCACCUGACUUGAGUUCAACCCAUACCUCUGCUCAGAAACCGUCACAUGCACAAAGCCCAUUAAAACAACUCCCUACUUCUGCUCAAAAGUCCUCACCAGGAUGCAGUCCCCUCAAGCAAUUACCAAAUACAAAUCAGAAAGCUUCUCCAAAAUCAAGUCCUAUAAAGCAUCCGUUAUUGACAAAAAAUGUUGUCAUACCAUUGAAACCAAUUGAUGCUGAUGCUGUCAAGUAUGGAGUAAGAAGGAAUCUCAACUUUGAUGGAAAGGGUGAAAGAACUGGAAAAGUAUCCAAAGCUGUUAGCCCAAAAGUGAGGGUUAGUGAACGUGAUAAUGAAGGUAGUUCAUCUAAAAGAAAGCAAAGCAGUGAAGAGAGUAACAAAGAAGCGACUUUGGAUGAGGAGACUCCUGGCACUGCUGCACAGCACAGAUAUGAUCCACUUUCUGAUCUUAUCGCCAAAAUGCAAAGUAGAGUGAAAGAGAUCAGGCAUACAUCUGAGGGUAAUAAUGAAGAAGAUGAUGAUGAUGAAAUGGGUAAUACAGUUGAAAAAGAUGAAAAUGAGAGUGAAAAAGUCCAUGUACAGGAGUUAGAAGAAGAUGCUGAAGAAAAAUCUUCCGGUGAGACCAGUGAUGAAGAGCAGGGAAGUGAAGAAAGCAGUGAUGAAAGCUCCACAUCAUCUUCUUCAGAGGAUGAUGAGAGUAUAUCUCACAUAAAGCCAGCCCUUUUUCCUGUGGUUAUUAAAGAAGAACCAGUGGAUGUAAAUAAAGAUGUUGUCAUUGAACAUGAACAUGCCUGUAGUCCUAAAUCUGGCAUGAAUAUACCGAUCAAAGAAGAAGCAGCUUCACCCACGGAAGACAAAUUGUCACAGGAACCUGAAGGAAAUGACCAAGGUAUAAUGGAAUUUGAAGUUCCAGGCAUGCUCCCAAACCUCAGGGUGGAAACUGAAGACGAUUUGAUAAUUCUUGACCUGCUGUAUGAGAUGGUGGACCAUGUCUGCGAAGAAGUUGGUGAAUUUGCUGACCUUUCACUGCUGUUGGGAAGCAAGGAUUUGUCCACAACGGAUCAGAAUUGUGAUGCCAGUGAAAAUGGUGGUGAACAGGUAGAACAAAAAGUGAAUGAAGAGCUCCUACCAGAACCGGUUAGUGAAAGCAACCCAUACAGCUUGUUUGAAAAGCCUGUAGACCCAAAGAAGAAGGCAUCUGCAUUUGUGAGUGAUGAAUUGGAGAAGUAUUUGGAACAAGAAGGAAAAGAAAUUAGGAGUAGUUUUGCUAUAGAAGAAAAUGGCCCAAGUGAAGCAGGUGUUCCUCAUGCUAAAACUGUUGCUGAGAUGGCCGAGGAUGCUGCCAUUAUUGAGGAGAUUACUCCAGAAUUUACAACAGUGGAUGGUAUUGUAUUUGCAUCAUUCUCAUCCAAACAGGGUUUGGAGGCCCAGAUGUCUCUGGAGAAAAAAAGAGAUUUUUUACGCAUGCUCUCUACACAAAACAUGUUACAAAAUUUAAAGGCUAUGAAAGUACAGGAAGGCUAUAGCACAUUGCUGCCAAAAGAGGCCAAAAUGUUUGGUGGACAGAACUUUGAACGGUACCAAAGGUUACUUAGACAGGAAUAUGGGAAGUUGAAGAAUCGGCAAACUCCUAAGAAAUCCAGUGACUCUUCAAAAAUAAAAAAUGUGCCAAAAAAGAAUGUAGAUCCUGAGGUGAUUCAAAAGAACACAGGGAUAAAUGUGCAUCUCACAAAAUCUGGGAAACUCCACUGGAAAUCGGAACAAAAGCUCCUCAGGAAAAUAUCUCCAAAGAAGAUCAAGCAGAUGGGUUUGGCACUGAAGAGGAAGAGGAACCGUGGUAUCCACUUUACCCACAGGAAGACCAAAGGUGAUGAUUUUAAAAAACCUGAAGACCCAAAGAAAGGCACUGGCAUAUUCAAGCCUGGAUCAUCUGGAGGGAAAAAAAUGGGCCUAGUCACUCUGACCAGGACGAUGGUGCUAGAUGCAGUAUCUACUCUGGAUACCAGUCACCUUUCUCCAGAGAAAUAUCCAUUAGUGAGUGACACAGGGGCCUGUAACAAACCAGGCUGUAGGUAUGGCUGUGUGUGCCACCUGUGCGAGCCAUCGACAUCAGUUGACUAUGAUCAUGGUGAUUCCCAGCAGGUGGGGUUAAGUAGAAAGACACCCUGUCCAAAGGAGUAUUGUCGCAUGGGAUGCAUUUGCGAAAGCCUAGGUGGAAGGCAUGGCAGUGACAAGACCCAUUCUGGAAAAAAAAACUGCGGCAAAGAGGAAUGCCAGAUUGAGUGUCAUUGUGAGAGCAGUGAUGAUCCUCUAUGGGCUCCACCUCAAACAAAACUGCGUGACAGAAGCCAGUUGAAGACUCUACAACAAAAACCAAAGCAACCAGAGGUCUAUAGGGAUAGACGCUCUUCCCUUAUCUUCUAUGAAGCUGGGUCACUGCAGCAUCCUUUUCUUAAGAAGAAGAAGAAAUCUAAGAAGAAGGCACCAUCAACUAAUCAGAAAGCACAAAAACCAGGGUCUAAACCAACACCUGCCUUGCUUGCUGAUCCCUCAGCUUCUGGUGCACAGUCUACCUUUCUUCUACACACCAAGAGUGGAGCCAUAAAACAGCAAGUCGUCCACACCUUUUCCUCCAAGGUGAUGAUACAGGAUGAAGAAGAGGAAGACUUCGAAAUAGAUAUUGACAAUGAGGACAGUGAUGCAGUCAUGAGAGAUGAUUUUAAUUCUUGCGCCAGAACCACUGUGUAUAUUCCUGUCAGUAGAAGACAUGUUGCUGGAACUGAAAAGAGUAUACAGAAAGUACAGAGUGAAGGAAAUGCCAAAGAACAAGAGAGGAAAAAGUUGAAGAAAUCACAUAAGAAAGAUAUGAAGAAGACUGUUGAGGACAAGACAAGUGCUAAUACUGAUUCUAAUAAAGAAAAUAGUAAAAUGAGUGCAGCAGAAAUUCCAUCCAUGCAGAAAGUCCUGAGUCAGAAGAUGUUUGAAGUUGGGACUUACUCAUCUCAAAUGGUUCUGCUUGAACCCAAGCAAAGCAAGGAGGAUGGCUCAAAAGAUGGCACCACUACUCUAGGCAGUUCAGAUGACAAGUCUUCAGGUAGCACCACUUCUGUAGGUGACAGCUCAAAAGAUGGCGCCACUGCGGGUGAUAACACAGUAGAUCAACAAAUGUCACGCUUGUUGCAAAUUAAGUCGAAUUGUAAGUGGGGAAUGAACCGACAGAACAUUUUGAACAGUAUUGCCAAGUAUGUGCCUCCUGGUCAUACUGUGUCCCCAGACCCUGUCAGUAUGCUAGUGGGAGAGUAUGUGGUGGAAAUACAACCAAAAGGAGCAAAACCUACUGCUAUUCCAUACAGACUCCAGAGCAAGCUGGGCAAAGAGAUGUAUCCCAUACGAGUUAAGAUAAGCAAGCUGCUGCCAAACUACAAAGAAGUUUUGAAAAAGGAAAAAACUAAGUUUAACUUGAUGCUGAAACAGAUGGCAGAAAAGAAAGAGGAACCCAAGGAUAAUGUUAAACCAGCAAGUGCAACUUCCGUUUCAAGAACAAAUGCCCCAAGUACCCCACCACCCACGAACAGGGUGGCACCACCCCCCUCUAUAUCAGGCCUGAGUCACUUUAGGAUUCACACGGGUGGUGUGAUGAACAAGGGGAUCUCCCCAUCGCGCUCCACCAAGCUGUCUAUCGGACCCAUAGGUGGUGAGGAGAGCGGCGAGGAGGAGGACAUAGAGGUGGAGAAGACUGACAGAGAGAUGGCGGAUGAGAAGGCAAAGAAAGAUAAACCUAGGCCAAUGACAGCCUCUGAACUGCUGCGUAUAAAGAAGAUGCAAAUGUCAAAGCCACCACAAGGUGUCACUGCUCUGGACAAGAUCAAGGCGCAGAUAGGGGCUGGCCCUACUGCUGCUGGGGAUAUAAACCUUGUGAAGGAGCCUCCCACUGAAAAACCCAUUUUACCAGCUCCUGUUGUUGUUCAAGGUUUUGGCCUUCCUGGUGUGCUCCCAUCUAUAUCAGAAAUUCCCAAGAGUCAAAAUAAUGGUGAGGUCAGCACAUCAGUAGCCCCAGAACCUGUACCAGUCCAGCUCUUGUCCUCUGAGGCACUGAGAUCUCAGCAGGCGGCAGCACCAAUUCAGCUGGUGUCAGGCCAGCAGGGUGCAGCAGCAGUACAACUAGUUUCUUCUCAACAGGGGGCAACACCAAUUCAAUUGGUGUCUAGCCAACAAGGGGCUACACCAAUUCAGCUGGUGUCUAGCCAACAGGGGGCUACACCAAUUCAGCUGGUGUCUAGCCAACAGGGGGCAACACCAAUUCAGCUGGUGUCUAGCCAACAGGGGGCAACACCAAUACAACUGGUACCCUCACAGCAGGGGGUAGCACCAAUACAUCUGGUGUCCAGCCAGCAGGGGACAGCACCAUUUAAUGUGGUAUGCCCCCAGGGGGCAGCACCAGUUCAGCUUAUGGCUGGUCAGCAGGGGGCUGCACCAGUACAGCUAGUAUCUUCACAGCAGGGGGCAGCACCAGUGCAUCUUGUUUCAGCUCAGCAGUUGCCACAGACCACAUCUGUGGCACCAGUGUUAACAGGCAGUAAAACAGCUUUGCCGACAGAUCUUUCUACUGUAGGCAAAGAAUCUGGUAACACCAGUUCUAGUAAUGCCAGUAGCACAAGUCUCCUUGGUGUCACUGGUGCCAGUGGUACUGGUAAUAGCUCUGGUUCUGGAAUACAAGUAGUGCCUGUUCCAUUGUUGAUUAAAGCUACAGUGCCACAGGGUCCAGGAAAGCCCCCAAGGAUAGAGACAACAAUCGUGAAAAUCCAGGUAUCUGUUGCCCCUGGACAAACAGUGAUGUCAGCCAUGAAGCAGCAGGGUUUGCCAGUCAUGGAGGAAGACUCCAGUAUUCAGCCUAUUCCAGUGUCAAUUCAAACCAAGCCACAAGUGACACCAGGGCAGCAGGCUGCUGAAGGUGCAUCUGCCGGUUCAAGUGACAGCAGUAAACCCAUGCAGCAGCCCCAACCUGAAGCCAUGUCUACCAACAGCAGUCCAAAUGAUACCAGUUGUAAAACAGAGAAUCCUCAAGAGAUGGCUAAGCAUCUGGAUGGAAUGGGAGCACUGGUUGCGAAGAUCUUAGAAUCAGCUGUCAGUUCUGCUGCUGCUUCUACUUCAGUGGGGGCUGCUGCUCAUACCAUGAUUACAACUACAGUAAGUGCAAUCUCUGGAAACACCAUGCAGCAUGUAGGGGCCUCCACUUCCACUAUUGGUGCCACAGCAAAGCUCAACCAAGCAACAUCCACUUCCACAACAUCCAAAUCUGGAAUGUUCAGUGGUCAGCAGUCAUUACUUACCAGUGGUCAACAGGCUGCUACAGUCAUUACCCAGCAGCCUGUAGUUUGCACAGGGCAGCAUUUGGUAGUUAUGAACACAAGUGGACAGCCAUCUAUUGUAAGUAAAAUUCCACAGCCUAAAGGGUUGACCACUCCAAAGAAGACAUCUAGGUCCAAGGUGGCCAAGAAUUCCAAUGCUGUAACAAAGCUUCUUAUCCCUGUCAGUGGGACUGCCAAAGUGAGUCCACUUCUAAUUCCUGUGAAUCCCCAGCAUUUGAUGCCAAUGAUGAGGGUGGACAGCAGUACCAAGGAGACAGGAAAGGAAGUUGUACAUUUGGUGCCUUUGCCACCCUCAGAACAACAAACGAGGACAGCAGCACCAGUUCUCCCAUUGAAGGUCCUCCAGAGCAUGCAGGGGGCUAUCAGACUGGCCAAUGGGCAGUAUGCCAUACCAUUAACUUACAGUUCAGGCAAUAAAAAAACAUCUAGUUCACUUCUACUUCCAACAGCAAGUCAGAGUCCCCUAAUAAAUAAGGCACCAGGGUUACAGGGUGCCAUAGGUGCCUCUGGCCAAUCCGUGAUACUCCUUACUCCUAAGGUUUCUACUACUACUCCUAUUAAAAGUACUACACUCACUGCAAGUAAAGCAAGCACAAUGAGUCAGAAGAAACCAGAACACAGUCUAGGUGUUACUACCACUACCACUAUGACUUCAGUAACUGAAGCUAAUAACCCCUUCGCAGCAGUCGGAAACAAGCAUAUUAUCUUUUCUGCCACUGUAGCAUCCGAUGGUAAUCUUUCCAUUGCCCAAGGGGGAAAUCCCAAAAAGAUAAAAGCACACACUGUAAACAUCCCUGUUGGUGAGCCAAGUAGAGAGGCUGACACAAACACAGUGAAUACUGUCGGGACUACCAUGACUCCAAAGGAACAUGUAUCUUCAAAAGCCACAAUCCCAGUUGAGCAAGAUUCUGCCCAGAACAAGAAUUCCACUGUUCAAACAGAUGCAUCCAAAACUGCCACCACUGAAAGCAUCUCCUCAAACAAGGCAACUGUGCAGCCAGUUACCUCGUUACCUCAGACUGUGGCCUCAACUGAGCCAGUUUCUGCCAAUGCCAAGAAUACCACAGCCUCUAAGAUUUCUCCAACAGGCAAUUCCAACACUUCCAUCAUUGGCAGCAUCUUAAACAAGCCAACUUUGAACCAGGUCACCUCUCUACCUCAUACGCUGACCUCCCUUGGUCAAGAUUUGGUUGGUGCCAACAGUACCAUUGGGAACCAGCUUCCUUCAGAAGUUGCCAUCAAGACUACAGUCACAGGUAGCAGCUCCUCAACCCACAUGGCACCUAUGAACCAGACCUCCUCUCUUCCUCAGACCACAACCCAUAGCAUAAAGGACUCCACCACUACCACCACCACCACCACCACCACCAGCACCCCUGUAGACCAGUGCGCGAUGCAAUUCCCUAACAAAAAUCAGAAACGAUCUGCAUCUGAUGCAGAAAUGGAGGCUGAUAAAGCACCUAGUAAAAAAACCAAACUGGCUGGGGCAGAAGAGGGUAAUGCAGAAUUCAAUGAAGAGAUAUUAGACUUCAAGUUCUUUGAUGAUACCACAGGUGAGGUGAUAACAGUGCAUCAGGCCCAAGCUGAGGAGAGCAGUGAUGAGGAUGGAGAGGUCGGAGCUGGAGAUGUUGCCCCUGUGAGGAUUGAUGAUGAAUCGGAAGAUGCAGGCAAGGCUGAGAAUAGAGAAGUGGUGAAAAAAGAUGCUGUGGUAGAUUCUAAUGAUGCUGCAUGUACGAAGGAUGUUGGAGAAGUUGACAAGAAGGGUGAGGGUGUCAAUCGGGAUGUCAGGAAAGAAAUUUUAAAAGAAAGUGAGACCAGUGAAGAUGAAAGUGUGGUUUUAAUGUCAAAACCAGUUUAUAAACAAAGUGCACAUGGUCCUAGUGGUGCCAACAAACCACAGGGACAAAAAGAGGAUUUACCUACUGUGCCAGAACCAAAUGUCACUACUGCUUCCAGUGCAUCCAUAACUUCUAAUUCCCCGGCAGUAGUACAGCCUGCAAGCAGGGCAUCAAAACGCAAGUCAAAACAAGAGGUUCGUGUUGAAUCUCCUGUACCGUUGCCACAAAUCAAGAAGGUGUCGGCAGUGCCUGCUACAUCCCCAGCACUAAGCCGGUCAAGCUCCCCUGGUCUGUCAUCAGACAGCGAGUAUGACAGUGAGGAGAUAGACAUAGAGACUUAUGAAGAGACGGAGGCAACCCGACUGCGCAUGAUGGUAAACCACGAGGCAGUGGUGGGUCCUGGGGCAGCAGUGAGUGUUAAGAGGAAUAAACGAAAGUCUCCCAUCCAGGCCAAGCAGCUUACUCACCAGGUGGAGUUCACAGAGGAACUGGUCAUGAUUGAAGGUGUAAAGGCACCGUCAUACAUCCGCUUGGAUAAAAAAAUACACAUGACUAGAGAGCGUGCCAGGAGGACAGAAUUGAUGUACAAGUUUAAAGAUUUAAAACAGAUUGUCUUCCCAGAUGAAUUGGAUGAAAAGAUCUCAAAAAUUAAUGUAUUGAAUGGGGCCAUUCAGUUAAUUGAUCAACUGGUGAGAAAAGAUGCAGAACUGCAAAAUCAAAUACGUCUACAUACGAAGCAGCAGGAAUUUCUGAAAAAUAAAUUGUUCAAAAUAAAAGAUGCGAAGAGACGCCAAGAAUUAGGAAUAACUGAGGGAUUCACUAUUGUGGAGGAUAAAAGUGCAAUCAUGGAAAAAGUACCAACAGGUGCUAGAUUCUCGGUUGAAUCUAAUACAAAACAACCAGAUGUGGGACCUGAAAACCCAGAAAUGGCUCCAAAGACUAUAAUAAUUAAACAGGAGCCAAGGAGUGACUUUGAUACUCCAGAAUUUGAAAUAGUGUCUCACUCAGAAAACUAAGAAUAUUUUUUUCUUAUCAGAAUAGGGAAUCAGAUACAUUAUUUGCAUUUGUGUUUUUAUUUCUUAAUGAUAACUUUAUUGAUUAAUUUAUCAUAUUUUGAUUUUCUUUAUUAUUUUUUUUCACUUAAUGCUUUUGGCCAUGUUCACCAAUUUUGCUUAUAUUUAAUUCAGAAGGUUGUAGUGUAGCAAUUUUGAGUUAUAUUUAAAUUUCUUGUAGCAUACCUGCUUGUAUUGAAUUAAAUUGUAUAUGCAUGAAUUGCCUGAGAUAUUCACAGUAUCAAUUUUUUGUUUUCCUGCAUAUUGAGGUUUUUUGACAUGGCUUUUUUAUGCCAGGCAUAGCAUUAGAAAUGCAUUAAUUUUAUAUUGUUACAUAUUUAAGAAUUGUUGUCAGAUUUACCAGAAUUCUUCUUUACUGAUAAACUUUCUGUAUCU
This is a messenger RNA of Lingula anatina, 11105 nucleotides long. RefSeq lists its product as uncharacterized. Gene Ontology annotation, molecular function: protein dimerization activity. The record is from RefSeq and is a predicted model, not a curated record. NCBI's taxonomy places the organism in Eukaryota, Metazoa, Brachiopoda, Lingulata, Lingulida, Lingulidae.